Messenger RNA from Rotaria sp. Silwood2, 2211 nucleotides. The record is from the annotation of a GenBank genome assembly. NCBI's taxonomy places the organism in Eukaryota, Metazoa, Rotifera, Eurotatoria, Philodinida, Philodinidae.
AUGCAUAGCUGUGAUCUAAGUAACUGUAUGUCAUCAAUAAAACCUACGGCUCGACUUGUAGCUGUCUGUCAAAAAGAACAAGUGUCAUCAUUUGAUAAACGUCAAAUACCAAUCAAUAUUGAUGAAAAUCUUAUUAUGAAACUUCAAGUUGAUGAUUCAUGUAUAAAAUGUGAUCAUCAUCAUUAUUGUAAUAAAAAAGCCAAAAAAUAUGAAACUUUUAUUAUUGGAUAUAAAAAAUUAACUAUGGAUGAAUUAAAUGAUGCUCUAUGUAUACCUAAUACUCAAAUAAAAGAAUAUAUUCUUCAUAGUGUACCUUGUAUUGGUUGUCGAACAAGUAUUGAAAAUUUUAUAAAAUCAUUAAUAGAACAUCAUCAUUCAGGACUCGAACCACUUGUUAUGAAUGAAAAAGGUUCUAUAACUGUAACAAAACUUUAUAGUUCUAAUCCGGAUAAUAUUUAUACAUUAUUUUAUAUUCAUGGAUCGAAAUUAAAUUCAUUUAUUGAAAGUAUUCCAAAAUCGAAAAAGAGUCGUCGAUGUAUUAUACAUUCAUUAGAUAAAUCGAAAUCAAUUAAUGAUUGGGAAAUUGUUUGGGAUGCCAUGAAUGAAGAAUGUCGUGAUACAGUCACAUUAGUCGAAGCUGAUUGUUUACUUGAUACACUUGAAAAUUAUUUACAUAAACAUAAAUUUUGUUCGGAAUGUAAACUUAAAGUAUUAGAAGCAUAUGAUAUUUUAUUGGAUAAUACAGAUAAUAAACAUCGAGAGAAAAAAGGAUUUUGUCCAGCUUUAUAUGAAGGUUUACGAUCAUGUACCAAUGAUAAACAUAUACAUAUUGAUUCUAAUAAAAUAUUUAUUGGUAAUUUAAUUGCACGAGCUGAAUCCGAAAUUCAAGAUAGUCGACGUGAACGUCAUGCUAAAACAUUGGACAUUGCACAAGAAGAAAUUUUAACUUGUAUUGGAAUUUAUUUAUUUGAACGAUUUGACAAAAUCUAUCGUACAAUGCGAUCGGAAGAACAAACAUGGCAAUUAUUAUUUUAUAUUGCCAUUGAUUGUUUAAGAUUAAAUUUUGAAAAAGCUAUUGAUCGUAAACAAGAUUUUAGUAUGACAUUACAAAUAUUAUGUGAACAAUUUCGUGAAGUCGAUGAACAAAAAGUACAAAAAAAACAACAAAAACGCUCAAAACGUAAAGCUCGUCGUCAAAUAAAAAUGAAUGAAAAUAAUGAAAAUAAACCAAAUACAAUAAUAAAAAAAGUCGAUGAAAAAAAAAUUUUAUGUACAAAUUCUAAUGAUAAUAAACAAGAAACAGUAACUCGUCGCCGAACAAGCAGUUGUUGUUCUUGUUUAUGUCAUUAUUGUGAUGAACGAUCAAAAUCUCUAUCAAUUAGUCAUACAAUAAUACCAUCAAUAUCAUUAGUUAAAUCACAAUCAUGUCCAUCAUCAUUACUUUUUACAUCUGAAUGUGUACAAAAAUCAUCAAAUCAAGUUAUUAAUGAACAAACAAUACCAUUAUCAAGUUCACUUGAAACUCUUUUUUCAUCUGUUUCAACAAGGGAAUGUAUUUGUCAUAAUAGAAAUUUAGGUAUAAUAAAAUUAAUUUUGUUUAUUUUUUUGUCAUCGAAUAAAAUUUUAUCAUUUUCAAAAGAAAAACAACAAGUGUCGUGUGAUGAAUGUCCAACAUCAUCAUCGAUAUCAUGUAUUCGUUGUUCUAGUACACGAACUGAUCUUGGUUAUUCUUCAGGGCAAGAUGAAACUUGUUCAUAUAGUCCUUGUGAAUGUUCAUUAGCAUGUGAUGGAUGUUUAACUGAACUAUCACAUUGUUGUCCAUUGCAUGAAGAAGAUGAGAAUAGUGAUGAACAUGGUGAAUCUGUUUCACCUUGUAAUUCUGUUUUGUCCAGUGGUGUCUAUAGUCAUAAUUGUUGUGUUCAUAACACAUUAAUAGAUUCUAAAAAAACAAUUGAAUUAUGUGAUACUACUCGAAAACAUAUCCUUAAACUACAAUUAUCUCAACAAUAUCCAUUUUUUCAAAUGGAUCUGAAGCAGAUUUGGGAUGAAAAUCUACCAACGGAUAUAGAAAAUCAACUAUUUAUAUCUGAUGAUGAUCUUCGUCAAUUUUCAAUGCUCAAUAAAAAUUUUGAUAUAAAACGUUCGCAAUUACGAGAUAUUUUCAAGUUAAAAUUUCAAGCAUGGAAACAACGUCUACCAUAUAAAGCUUAA